Myotis brandtii (Brandt's bat) is the source of this 1299-nucleotide messenger RNA. Its product is annotated as OX-2 membrane glycoprotein-like. Gene Ontology annotation, molecular function: cell-cell adhesion mediator activity. Gene Ontology annotation, biological process: regulation of immune response; negative regulation of macrophage activation. The transcript has 5 exons. The coding region runs from base 281 to 1174 and encodes 297 amino acids. The record is from RefSeq and is a predicted model, not a curated record. NCBI's taxonomy places the organism in Eukaryota, Metazoa, Chordata, Mammalia, Chiroptera, Vespertilionidae.
UCUGUGUACUAAUGACAUGACAGCUACAAAAUAGCAAGUAGAUAUGUUUAAGAAAAUUAUAUGCAUAGACCUAAGAUUUUGAGUAACAUUGUAGAUUAGGCAGACAAGGAAGUUCUAAAUUGAGGGUGACGAAAUUUUUAACGAACUUUCAGAGCAAGUAGUUAAUGAGUAACUCAUUUUGGUAGAAUACCAAAAGACAUGAAAAUUGCAUUUCAGUGCUAGAUUUCAGUUAGAAAAGAAAGUAUUCCAAGUGUUAGAGAAGAUUUUCUCAUCAAAUUUAAUGGACUUCCCACUCCAUCCCAUUCUCCAGCUCCUCGUGCUUCCCAUCUUGGUACAAGGAUCAGGUACUCCACACAGGAUAAAGCACAAAAAUAAGGAGACAGCUGUAUUAGGAGGAAAUGUGACAAUUUUCUGCAAUCUAACAACUCCAGCAGAUGUCGUACAAAUUACCUGGCAAAAGGUCCAAGAUUCUUUGCCACAAAAUAUUGGCACAUAUAGCAGUAAAUAUGGAGAAAAGAUUCUUCCACCAUACAUAGAUCGACUGCACUGCAAGGUCAUCGAACCCAAUUCCUCAUUCAUCACUAUUCGCAAAGUGACAUUUGAAGAUGAAGCCUGCUACAAAUGUCUAUUUAAUGUGUUCCCUCAUGGAAGUCAGGAAGGACAAAUCUGCCUUACCAUUAUAACUGUAUCUGAAUUAAAAUCUGAACUACAGUUCAAUCUUGGCUCUGAAGAUUUUCUUAGAUAUACUUACUCAGCUGUGGGAAAGCCUGUUCCUCAAAUAUCUCUCUUUCCAUCACAAGUCUUAAUUAAUCCACCAAAAGAAUACCUUGCACAGAACGCAGAUGGCACGGUGACUAUCACUAAAAUGUACAACGUCUCCUUGGAGACUGUGAGAUCCCUGGGACUCCAACACCUGAUUGUGCACAUGGAUCAUCCUCUAAGGAAUGAAGAGAAGAUUGUCCCUUUGUCUUUCACACAAGAAUGUACUUCUGGCUUUCCCUAUAUGUGGCUGGCUACAGUUUUACUUGUAAUUUUUCUCUGUAUUAUCAUUCUUUAUAUUGUUCGGAGAAAGAAAAAAUGGAAAGGAAGAAAGAGAGAGAAAAACAUGGAUGUGAGAGAGAAACAUCGAUCAACUGCCUUCUGCAUGUGCUGCAUUCAGGGAUCAAACCCAUAACCUGUGCAUAUGCCUCCACCAGGAUUGAACAAAGGAUCUUUAAGUUCAUGAGAUGAUGCUAAACCAACUGAACUACACCAUCCAGGGCUUGAAAUUAAGAUUUUAGUUAAAAAUUUUGAAAUUAA